CAAUACACGCUGCGUUAUUCACUCCGUUACUUUAUUUUUAUAACCAUCAAAAGAAGCGCUGACUUACUUUCGCUAAUAACUUUAGCUUAUGUAAGAAACCACGGGUAAACUAUAUACCUAAAGACAACAUGUCAUCUGUAUGGAAAGCGCAAAAAAUGAAAAAUAUUUCGUAAAAGUUGUCAUACCUCGAAAUUUCAAACUUUUCCUCGCUUCUCUCUGUAAUUUCUAUUAUUUGUUUUAAAAUGGGAAAAUAAAAGUUCGCUGUAACUGCUGUUUUGCGCGAUAAGAUAAAGCAGACGAAAUCUUAUUAAAUGCAAAAAUAUGAGUAAUUUAGGUAUCCUAGAUGUAGAAGAUGUAGUAAAUUUUGCAGUAGAUAAAUAUAAUGAACGUUUUAAUUCUUUUCCAACGGUAUGUGGUUGUGGUCCUGGCAGAGUAAAUCUGAUAGGAGAACAUACUGAUUAUAACGAUGGUUUUGUACUUCCAAUGGCUCUUCCAAUGGCUACUGUUGUUGUUGGACGACAAAGCUCAAGCAGAAUGUGUCGCAUAAUUACAACUUGUCCUUAUGUUGAUGAUCCCAUUGAAGUUGAGUUUGAAAUCCCUGAUGAUGAAAGUGGAAAAUUGCUAACUCCUGGGAAACCCAUGUGGACCAAUUAUGUCAAAGGAGUCGUAGCAAAUUUUAAAGGUAAAAUUGUGGGCUUUAAUGCAGUGAUAUCAACAAAUGUGCCAGUUGGUGGAGGACUUUCUAGUUCUGCAGCACUUGAAGUUGCAACAUAUACAUUUUUGGAAGCACUUAACAACGAACCUUCAUCUGUUGGUCUUGUUGAAAAGGCCUUGGCAUGUCAGAAAGCAGAACAUGAAUAUUCAGGCACCCCAUGUGGCAUUAUGGAUCAGUUUAUAUCAUUUAUGGGUAAAAAAGAUCAUGCUUUGCUCUUAGACUGCAGAUCCUUGGAAUAUGAGCUUCUGAGUUUAAAUAAUCCAGCAGUUGCUGUCUUGAUAACAAAUACUAAUGUUAAGCACAAAUUAACAGAGAGUCAGUAUUCGAAGCGAAAGGCACAGUGUGAAACUGCAGCUCAACUUUUAGGUAAAUCAAGCCUUAGAGAUGUCACAUUGAUUGAACUGCAAAAACAUAAAGAAGUCCUAGGAAAUGAACUUUAUUGUCGAGCCCUGCAUGUUGUUACAGAAAUUCAACGUACAGUUGAAGCUGCAGAAUCACUCCGAAAGGAAAAUUACCAUCACUUUGGAUAUCUCAUGAAACUGAGUCAUGAAUCUCUGAGAGACAAUUAUGAAGUUUCAUGCCCAGAACUCGACAAAGUUAUGGAAGCAGCUUUAGAAAUUGAUGGUGUUUUUGGAUCAAGAAUGACAGGAGGAGGAUUUGGUGGAUGCACAGUAACAUUGCUAACAACUGAUGCCAUCGAUAAAACAAUGCAAAAUAUUAAGGAGAAAUAUGAAAAGACCCCUACAUUCUAUGUCUGCAGACCAGGUGAUGGAGCUCGUACAAUUAAACUGCCAUGAUUAUAAAAGAAUUUCCUAUUCAUUUUACAAAUAAUCUAAUGAUAAUUUAUUAUAUUUUCUUAUGCAAUUUUUUUUUAUACUGUGUCCCAUGAACCUCAAAAACUUUCAUAAAGGAAAAAAUAAUUAAUUUGUACAGCUUUAGAUGAAAUAUUUGUUGUAAAAAUUUUAGAUAUGGCAAAAACAAAACAAACAAAAAAAAAAAAAAAAAAAAAAAAAAAA
Stegodyphus dumicola is the source of this 1731-nucleotide messenger RNA. Its product is annotated as galactokinase-like. The record is from RefSeq and is a predicted model, not a curated record. Gene Ontology annotation, biological process: galactose metabolic process; carbohydrate phosphorylation. Gene Ontology annotation, cellular component: cytoplasm; cytosol. Gene Ontology annotation, molecular function: galactokinase activity; ATP binding. Lineage: Eukaryota; Metazoa; Arthropoda; Arachnida; Araneae; Eresidae.